This is a messenger RNA of Abrus precatorius (Indian licorice), 486 nucleotides long. RefSeq lists its product as uncharacterized. The record is from RefSeq and is a predicted model, not a curated record. Lineage: Eukaryota; Viridiplantae; Streptophyta; Magnoliopsida; Fabales; Fabaceae. The transcript is spliced from 3 exons. Bases 81 to 383 code for a protein of 100 amino acids.
UGGGGUUUGUGUAAAAGAAUAAAACGAACGCGCAAACAAACAGCAACUGUACUUUCUGCUGCUUCGUCGUCGCCUCCUCUAUGGCCAAAAACAGGAACAAGAAGAAGAGAAACGGUGUCGUUUCAAUGGACACCACCAACCCAUCCGUUUCGGGACUGCCUCAGGCAAUGGAUACAUCAGAGUCAGGAGUUCAAAACACGGUUUCUAGUGCUACCAAAUUAAAGAUAAAGCAAAAAGGAAGGCCUAUGAAGAGAUCAAAAAAUGUCCGAAAGAUAAAGGCAAUGGCAAAAGCUGUGUCCACAAAUGAGAAGUCUGCUGAGAGAGUGUUGAAGAAUGAAAGCAAAAAAAGUAGGGUUCAAUCUGCCAAAACAUUCUAUGAAUGAAUAGCUGGAUUCCUCAUUUUAUCACUUGGAAAAAUUUAAUGCUUAUCUUGCAAGAAUUAAAUAUACGCCUUUUGUCAUUUAAUUAGCCUAAUCCAAUUAUUUG